UGACAUAAUCAUUUAUCUUUUAAUUAGAAAUUUCUGUUCUUUUUAUAAAAUAAUUUCUAUUUCCUAAUUAAUAAUAUUGUCAGGAACAGAUGCCUUUGCGUUGGUCGAUAUAAUUUGUUCCUGUUUGAACGGUAACAAGUCUGAUUAAAAAUGGGGGAAGAAGAGCCCCCUUCUAGAGAAACCCCUGCUCAACGUGCUAGAUGUUUUUUCGACGUAUCAAUCGGCGGCAUUAAUAGCGGUAGAAUAGUUUUCGAACUUUUUACGGAUGUGGCUCCGAAGUCUUGUGAAAACUUCAGAGCUUUGUGUACCGGUGAAAAAGGGCUGGGGGAAGAGACUCAAAAACCUCUUUAUUAUAAAGAUGCAAUUUUCCAUCGUGUGGUUAAGGAUUUUAUUAUCCAAGGUGGUGAUUUCUCAAAUGGAAAUGGUACUGGAGGCGAAAGUAUAUAUGGAGGGACAUUUGAAGAUGAGAAUUUUAUUCUCAAACACGAUCAGCCAUUGUUGUUAUCAAUGGCUAAUAGAGGAAAAGACACUAAUGGAUCACAGUUCUUUAUUACAACGCAACCGGCCCCCCAUCUGGACGAUGUUCACGUGGUAUUUGGAAGAGUAGUGAGCGGAGUUGAUUUGGUGAGGCAGAUCGAAUCACUUCCAGUGGAUGCCAACAGUCGACCUCUUCAAGAUGCGAAGAUCAUCAAGUGCGGAGAGCUUGUAAAGCAAGUCAAAGCCAAGAAAGAAAAGAAGAAAGUAGAAGCGGAUGAUGACAAUGAAGAGGAGGGAGAAAUUAAAUCAAAGAAGAAAAGUAAGAAAGAUAAGAAAAAGGAGAAGAAAAAUAAAAAGCAUAGCAAAGAAACCAGCAAAUCGGACGAAGGGGAGGAAGAAGGAGAAGAAGGCGAAGUGUUUGAGCCUCACCCGUUAGUUACCGUAACAAAUAUUGAUCCUGAAGAAAUACCCGAGAUCCCAGCUAAUAAAUUCCUGAUGAGAGGAGAAGGCAGAAAAGAUAGGGAAAGGGAUAAAAAUAACGAUAAUAGAAAAGACGACAGAAGAGAUAAAAACUACAGGGAUCGAGGUAACAAACGGGACUGGGGUGGAGAUUACAAUCGGUGGGGAAGAACUGCAACCUCUAAAAGCGGAAGAAUGAUAAAAGGAAGAGGAAAAUUUCGAUAUAGAACACCAUCUCGAAGCCGGUCGCGCAGUGCCACUCCUAUCCAUUGGCGCAAAGAAGAAUCUCGCGUCAUCAAAAUGUCCGAUCUUCAGAAGCUCGAUGCGAAGCGUAAACAGUUGGAGAGUAAAAAGGACAAAUCUAAAUGGCGCAGUGAAACUCCGGAGCUUCCGUCUUUUGAAAAAUCAUUAACGCCCCAAACUGAAUACCCGAAGAGUAAAGGGAAGAAUAAAGGAGUAGAUUAUAAUGCUUUGGAUUAUGAAGAUCAGAGCGAAGAUGAAAAUAAGGAUUCGUACAAGCAUAAAAAAAUUGUGCCUAGUUUAGUACAGUAUCCGCUCUCCAGUUCAAAAAAUACACAUAAGAGCAAAGAAGAUAUCCAAAAGGAGAUUGAGCAAGUGGAUGAAGAGGAAAAGGAAGCUGAGGCCAUUAAUAAGCGAUCUGACUUUUUAGCAAUGGCUCUAGGUGUCCAAAUAAAAACCGGGGAAGAUCCUGCCACUGGAGAGAUUAAGUUCGGUGGCUACAAUAAACAGCGUGAUAGAUCAGAAAAGUUUAAUCAAGCACAAUCAGCAAACAAGUUGAAUUCCAACAACCGCUUUGGAAGGGUCAAUAUGCGUUUAAUGCAGUUAGCGCACCAGGACAAUGUACCUGCUCCCAAUCAAUUGCCUAGUAAGGUUGAAGAAAAACACGGAAGAAAUAAAUUUGAAACCGAAAAACCUGUUGUUCAAAGUGAGAACAGAUAUGAAAAAAAUGGUAGAUUUUCCGACAUGAGGAGACGAAGAGAUAGAUAUGAUGACCGAAGGCGUAACGACAUGAUGGAACGGGAUAGAAGGGGCGGAGACAGAAAUAGAGAUAGAAGAGAUAAUAGGGGAAGGGACUACAAGAAAUCUCCAAGAAGAUCCCGUUCGAGAGACAGAAAUAGAGGACGAAGGAGAUCCCGUUCACGUUCCCGAUCCAAAUCUAAAUCAAGAUCCCGUUCUCGUUCGAGGAAGUCCAAGAGUAAAGAGAAAUCGAAGAAAUCCCGCUCCAGAACGCCCGAGGUUCCUGCUAAACACGUCAAGGUCGAAGACAAGGAUAAAGACAAGGACGUGUUCAAAGCUGAUAAGGACGCGGAAGAGAAAUACAGGAAAUUGCUCAUUCUUCGGAAAAAGAUGGCGUUGUUGGAGUUAAAGAAAAAGGAAGAAAUGAGACUAAUGGAAGAAAAGCAACGGAAAGCCAAAGAGGAAAGCGAAAUGUUGGAGAAGGUCAAAUUAGCAAAGAGGGAAGCCAUCGAAAAGGAGAAGUUGUUGAAGACGUGCAAAGUUUUGCAAGAACUUGAAGACAAAAAGGACAUUAAGCCUAGAAAGAGACUGAAUUCGUCCAGUUCCAGUAGCUCAAGUAGUUCGAGCAGUUCUGACAGUGACAGAGAUAGAAAAAAGAGACGACGACUCAGUCCAAAAGAAAGGUCGCACUCCAGAUCUCGUUCCAGAACUAGAAGGCGCAGACGCUCAUCUGCUAGAUCUUCCAGAAGUAGAUCUAGAGGAUCCAGAGACCGACAUAGGGACAGGCCUUCCAGACGACGCCGUUAACGAUGUUUUGUAUUUACAUUUAUUUUUAGAUCAAGGUUAGUAGAGGUAUAGGUUUAUAGGAUGAAAGUCAAUUAAAUAAGACUUCUGUAAUAUUCUACAUUAAUAGAAUACAAUUAUUGACCAUUUUGGGUUUUCGUAUUUUGAGGAACAAUAGUAGUUUUAGUAAGGCAGUGGACUGUACUAUUAUUCUAUUGAUUAUGUUCAAAAUAAGAGAGCUAAAAGGAACUACAACGUUAACGGAAUUUUAUUGUCGCACAUGGUCAAUAGACCUCUAAAUUUGAAAAAACCGCUGAGUGCUACCAUUUAAAUUGGUGCGUUUUUGACAAAGGGGUGAAUUAGUCCCUAGGCACAGGGGCGAAUUAGGGUGAGUGCUAUGCACUUUUGGUACAAAGACGUCUACAGGAAAAUUAUUCCAAGUUAAAUUUACUAUCGAAAUAUUAUAUUUUAAAGUCAAAAAUAUUUUUAUUUACAAAAAUGUAUUCAAAAGAAAAGCAAAAAAUCAACACGAAAGAAAGCAAUUUUGUUUUUUGUCCCAUAACUUUUUUCCACGAGGAUAUAGGUAUAGACAUUGCUUCAGCAAAAAAUAACUUACAUUCUUUCUCUUUAAAAUGACGUCUGGUAGAAGUCUCUAGGAUUUAUAUUUUCCGAAAUUGUAUUUUUCAAAAUUCGCCGCUCACAGCAUUUUUGGUUCAUUUUCUGCAUUAUUUCGCAAACAUUGUUCUGUAACUUUGUUUUACGCAUUUCUAGGUAUAUUCAAUGGUACAUUUAUUAGAAAGAGGAGUCAAUUACCUUUAAAAUUCUAGUCUUUGUAUAAUUAAAGUCUAUUGUAUAAGGUUGCUUGACUAUUUUACAGGUUUUAUACUUUUAAUGAUUUUUUAUAUUUUUUAUUAUUAUUUUUUAAAUUUCUCAUUAUGACUUUUUUCUUGUACAUUUAGGGAUAUACAUUGUAUAAUAGAAAACAGCAUAUUUUCUUUACUUUCAAAUGGUGUAUUCCAAAAAAAUUUAGGACUUUUUUUAAACAAGAUAUCCGUAGGAUAUGCAAGAGUAUCCGUAAUUUGCAAAAAUUUUAAAAAAAUUUAUUUUUUUUUUUUUCAAUUAGAAGAAUAUAAUUGCAUAUUAUAAUAUAAUUUUUAAUUCCAAAUAUUUCUUAAUAACACUUUUCGAUAUUGUGAAAAAUAAAGGUACUUUACUCCUGAGCAAAUUCAUAUUUUUUAACAUACCUCGUACACUAUUAAUAAAAUUUUAUAUCUGAUGAUUGCAUUUUAGGUUUCAGACUAGGCAGAGCAUUUUAUAAAGAAUAACUUUUUUCAUAAAAUUAAUACUAAAAAAGUUUUCAUAUGGUUCCAACUAUUGCAUGUGUAUAUGUCACACUUUGAAAAAGCAUAUAUCUUGUUUAAAAAUAGUCCUAGAAUUUUUUACAGUACACCAUUUUAAAGUAAAGAAAAUAAGCUUUCCUUUUUAUUAAAUAAUGUUUAUACCCAAAUAUACAAUAAAAAAAGUUAUAAUGAGAAAUUUCAAAUAAUCGUAAAAUAUAUCAAAAAUCAUUAAAAGUAUAACAUUUUGAAAAACCAUAUCUUGCUUAAAUAUAGCCAUACGGCCUUCUACGAUAGAACAUUUUAAAGGUAAUUGACUUCUCUUUCUACUAAAUGUACCAUUGCGUGUACCUAGAAAUGCGUAGAAAAAAGUUGCAGAACAAUGUUUGCGAAGUAACAUUGAAAUUAUCCCAAAAUCGCUGUGAGUAGCGAAAUUUGAAAAAUCAUAUUUUGAAAAUUUUAAAUCACAGGUACUUCUACUAAACGCCAUUUUAAAGAGGAAGGAUGGAAGUUAUUUUUCUGUGAAGCAAUGCCUAUACCUAUAUCCCCGUGGAUAAAAGUUAAGGGGCAAAAAACAAAAUUGCUAUCAUGUUUUUUUCUUGCUUUUCUUUUGGAUAUAUUUUUGUAAAAAAACGCGUUUUUGACUUUAAAAUGUGAUAUUUCGAUAGUAAAUUUAACCUGGAACAAUUUUCCUAUACACGUCUUUGCACUAAAUGUGCAUAGAACUCACCCUAAUUCGCCCUGUGCCUAGAGACUAAUUCACCCCUUUCUCAAAACGCACCUAUUUCAAUGGUAGCACUCCGCGGUUUUUUUCAAAUAUAGAGGUCCAUUGACUAUAUAUGAAGCAAUAAAACCCUGUUAACGUUGUAGUUCCUUUCUAAAAUACAUAAUCAAUAGCCUAUAUACAAAGUAUGGUUUACUUUCACGUAAGAUUCAAUGUGACUGUUUCUGCUUCUUUGGGCGUUUUCAAAGCUCAAAAAGCGAGAAUCUAUUCUAUGAGGGACCAAACACAUUUUGAUUCUAAAAAAAAGGUAAAAGGAAACUUAAUCUAAAACGACUAAUCUCUGGAACUUCCACCAACUCUCACUAUGCUUUUAAACAACUGUUUUGUUUAAUAAGAAUUAAUCUAUAGGGACAAAUAAAACCUGAGACAAAUAAAUUACAUAUAGAGGUUAAAAACGAUAGCGACAAAGGUCAAUAGAGGAGGACAGAAUUGUAACAAAAAUCAAUUUAAAUGAAGUAAAAAGACAGACGUACUCGCAAUCAUUUGUUGUUAACUUCCGACGACCGGUUUUGCUCUCUAUAAUAUGCACAGCAUCUUCAGGUUAACGGUUACAAGUAAACUAAAUGAUGCAGCUAUAGAUCCUCUGCAUAUUAUAGAGAGCGAAACCGGUCGUCGGAAGUUAACAAUAAAUGAUUGCGAGUACGUCUGUUUUUUUACUUAAUUCAAAAUGAACUCGCAUAUGCAACCCAUUCAACAUUUAAACAUCAAUUUAUUUAACUCAUAAAUUAACAAGAAUCGUAUAUAAACUUACGUGCAUAGAAAUCGGCCCACUUAAAAAUUUUGUCAUUUUUGAUGUCUCAUAUUUCCUAAACCUGUUGGCCGAUUUAAGUGAUUUUUUGAACAUGUUAUAGCCUGAUUCUUUGACAAUACCACUGUAAUAAUAUUGUUGCUAAACAGGCAAAUUUUCAUCGUAUACCUGGUGUACCAAUCAAACUGUUUUUUUCUCAAAGUUCGCAUCACCCUGUGGAAUAUUUUAGCAUUUAUAAAAUACUGAAAUUAAAACCCAGCUAGAGCCUCAGGUUUUCUCAACAUUCUGUUUUUUGAUUCAUUCGUUUAUGUUGGAUAAUAAAAAAGUUAGGUACUUUAACAAGUAGACAUGUUCUUCAUCAAUACACGGUGUUCCUAAAUAAGCUCCUAAAUAAACUUUAAGGGGUAAUUCUGCAUGAAAACAUAAUGACAGUUGGCUUUAUAAACGUAUGUCCGCAAAUGUUUCGUUUCCGAGAUACGGGACGUUGAAUUUUUUCUUACAAACUGUCGAUUUAUUUUAUUGCUUUAAAACCGGUUGAGAUAUGCCAAUGAAAUUUGGUGGGCUGUAAGACGUAGUUAUUGCACAUUUUUUGACAUACAAUUAAGAAUUUAAUAUUCACCAUUAGCGCGCAUACGCGUAAUAUGACCGAUCAUAUUACCCGUAUGCAUGCUAAUGGUGAAUAUAAAAUUCUUAAUUUUAUGUCAGAAAAUCCGCAAUAACUGUCUCUUAAAUCCUACCAAAUUUCAUUUGCAUAUCUCAACUGGUUUUAAAGCAAUAAAUAAAUCGUCAGUUUGUAAGAAAAAAUUAAACAUCCCGUAUCUCGGAAACGAAACAUUUGCGGACAUACGUUUAUAAAGCCAACUGUCAUUAUUUUUUCAUGCAGAAUUACCCCUUAAAGUUUGUCGCACUUAUUUAAAAAACACCGUGUAUUGAUGAAGAACAGGUCUAGUUGUUGAAGUACCUAACUUUUUUAUUAUCCAACAUAAACGAAUGAAUCAUAAAACAAAAUGUUAAGAAAACCUGAGGGUAUAGUUGGGUUUUAAUUUGAGUAUUUUAUAAAUGCUAGAAUAUUCCACAGGGUGAUGCGAACUUUGAGAAAAAAAUACAGUUUAAUUGGUACACCCGGUAUACAAUGAAAAUUUACAUGUUUAGCAACAAGUAAACCUAUUAUUACAGUGGUAUUGUUAAAGAAUCAGGCUAUAGAGAAUCACUUAAAUGAACCAUUUCAUUUAAGUGAAUCGCUUAAAUGAAAGAAUCACUUAAAUCGGCCAACAGGUUUAGGAAAUAUGAGACAUCAAAAAUGACCAAAUUUUUAAGUGGGCCGAUUUCUAUGCACGUAAGUUUAUAUCGUAUAUCAUUAACUGAAGUUGUCAUUUUUUAUCAAUAUAAGAUUGUUCUGAAGCUAUUUUCUUGUGACGUUUUAAUAUUAUUUACAUAUUUUAUUUUAAUAUAAGAUGUUUCGAAAUCAUAUUUUUUAAUGAAAUUGGGGAAUUGGAGAAAAGUAAGAAUGUUUGAAACAAAAAGAAAUCAUUUUUGGGGUAAGAUCUGGACUGUAUAGUUCAAAUCUGGAUCUGCCAAUUUCGUUUAAACACAGAUCCUCUGAAUCUGUCCAAAUUUUAUCAUUUAUACUUACACCAACUAAAUCGUAACACAUCAGUAUAUCUUAGGUGAAUGCAAGAAUUAGGAUAUGUCAAUUUAGAGGUUAUAGAAUAACUCUCUAUUCUCUAGAAGUUCUUCUCAUUUUCAACUUUUAAAUACAUAUUUACUCCAAGAGAUGGCACACUCAUUUUCAUUCAUUCAUUUGUUGAAAGAUUUGAAUUGCUUUGAAUUGAAAGAUAAUGGUACGUUAAGGUACUAGUACACUUUAGAAGAUAAGCAUUUUUUCAAAAUUUUUUUUCUCAGAAUCUUUCUUAAAAAUGAACAUGAAACGAAAAACAUGAAACGUGAAACAUGUUUCAUGAAAAUAAAACACUGCUAAACAAAUCUCAAAGUCCGCCUACCAAUGAAACGAGUGUGAUUCAUGCUCAUGACACAUUUUUAUUUUCGAAGAGUUUCAUAAAUGGCCGGACGUAUAUUUGUUUAGCAGUGUUUUAUUUCCAUGAAACGUAAUUUACGUUUCAUGUUUCUUUGAUGUGCGAGAGAAUACAAAAAAUAUAUAUUUUUUUUUCAUUUAUGCACGUACACUAAUAUUGUAAAGGACGCCAAAGUCAAGGCCUCGAAAAAAAUUAGUUCCGAUGGCGGACAGUUAAUCUCAGGAUUGGGAUCUCUGAAGCAAAAAAAUCGUACGGCAUUUGAAAAAGGAUGGUUUCUUACGUGACAAUUUACCACCUUUAGUGAAAAAAUUCGCAAAAAAAAAGAUUUUACGAUAAUUUGAAAAAAAAUUGUGAAAAAAUCACCCGUUUUUCUUCAGUUUUUCAUGGUUAAAAAAUAUUUAUUUUUUAUUUUUUGGUCAAAUUGUGGUAAAUUGUCACGUAAGAAACCUUCCUCUUUCAAAUGCAGUACGAUAUUUUUGUUUCAGAUAUCCCAAUCCUGAGAUUAGCUGUCCGCCAUCAUUUUUCGAGGCCUCGACUUUUGCGCCCUCUACAAUAUUAGCGUACGUGCACAAAUGAAAAAAGAUAUAUUUUUUGUACUCUCUAAGAGUUAGAUAUUAAUAUGUAAAAAGUUUUAUGUUCAUUUUUAAUAAAGGUUCUGGGAAAAAAAAUCUUGAAAAUAAUUAUUAUUUUUGGUCUUCUAAAGUGUACUAGUACCUUAAAUCUAAUUAAUCACUCGGAUGAUUACGUAUCUGACAUACGUUCCAUGAUUAAAACAAACGUAGUUAAGUGAUCUAUAUAUUUAUGAUAAAAUGACCGACAAUGCUGCACAGAAAUAAGCUGUGACUUGUCAAGGUGCUAAAAGAAACAGUGUUCCCAAAAAAAUCUCUACUUGUAGAAAACACAUAAUUUUUUUCUAAUUUCCUCUGCGGACAACAGUUACGAACCACUUUCUAUUUUGUAUCUAAAAUAAACAAAAAACUUUCCCACUUGUCUGUUAUAGCAAACCUACUUCUACUGAUCUUGUUUGAAAGUAUUUGUGACAUUUCAGUUUUACAAUCUCUUAUGAGAAUAAGAGAACACAAAGUUAGAAAAAAAUUAAGAUAUAACUUUUGCACUUUCAGAUCAAAAGCCUUUCUCAAAAUACGCGAAGAACCGCAAUGUUGGCGACGCCUGGUGGUAAAUUUCAAAAGCAUCAACUUCGGGAAAACAUUUAAAUUGUCAUUAAUUUGUGUACAUAUUUACGGCCGGUUGAUAUUGUAAUUAACAAUGACUUCGACUUCAAAAAACUAUUGCAGUGUUCCUCAAUGUUCACCCUAUUAUACUCCUCAAACACAAAUUACCUUACAUAAGUUUCCGUUGGACGAGAAUAUAAGAAAAGUUUGGCAAUGAAUUUUGCGAAUUGGCAAACCUAUAACGAAGUACAUGACGGUGGUUAGUUUACAUUUUACUGAGAACGAUUACUUUUAUUACAUUUAAACGUGUAAAUGAUUCAUAUUCAUCGUUUUACGGCUUCGAGAUCAAAUGACAAAUGAAUUGAUUUUCCGAAGUUAUCGUCCAUCUUUGAAAUCAUGAGCGCCCUCUGUCGGAAAUGGCUAUUGCGAAUAUAGAAAAUGGAGACAAUAUCAGAUGUAUUUGUACUGUUAACUUCAAAUCAAUAUACAUAUCUAAAUUCCGUUGUGAUUAAACAACAUUCACUAAACAUAAUCACAGAAAAAGAAGUAAUCGAAUGGUUGGCACCUUCGAUUUUUUAACAUUGGCUAGCGGCCAUGGUGUUAGAUCAUUAAGACAAAAUAUAUUUUUAUGCCCCAAACACAGAUGAAUAAUAUAAAUUUUUAGUAAUUAACUCAUUAAAAAUUGUUUGUAUUUUAUCUAUUUAGUGUAAAAUCUUAUACAAUAUAAAUACGUAAAACAUACACAGUGGGUCAAAAAAAAUAGAUAUGUGCUUUUUAUUUAGACUGCGAAAUUUAUACAUACGAAAACAAAGGCUACAUAAAUUCUUGGUAAAGUAUUUAUCAAUUUUUUAUUUUCACUAAUUAUUCUCAUGGGAAGUUGUAUUGCUGAUAUGUUAUAAAAUAUAAUAAAUCUAAUGUUAUUUGCAUCUUGAUAAAUAUGUAUAUUAUAUAAUUAUAACGUAAAAACCAAUCUUGACAUUUUUUUAGGAUUGAUUCGAUUACUGUUUUCCUCGUUUUGAAAUAUAUUCAGAGUGUGUUGGUCGAAUGAUAUAAUUAUAUCCUUUUUUUUCUUUCUUUUAUAUUAUUUUCUUAUGAUUAUACCUUAAUUGUAAAGUGUGUUGGAAUGCAAAACUUUUUAUGUGAAAUAAAGUUACUAUUCAAAGAA
Molecule: messenger RNA, 9936 nt
Organism: Diabrotica virgifera virgifera (western corn rootworm)
Lineage: Eukaryota; Metazoa; Arthropoda; Insecta; Coleoptera; Chrysomelidae
Product: peptidyl-prolyl cis-trans isomerase G
Exons: 15
Coding region: 151-2721 (856 amino acids)
Biological process (GO): protein folding; protein peptidyl-prolyl isomerization
Cellular component (GO): intracellular membrane-bounded organelle
Molecular function (GO): peptidyl-prolyl cis-trans isomerase activity
Source: RefSeq, a predicted model, not a curated record